UGCAGCACACUUCCUUGACUAGAACACAAACCAGCUGCGGGCCGCCCGUGUGACUAAUAGAUCGCGGUGAGCACCAAAAGGCGAUAUUUACGUCUAUAAGUGGUACCUAAGACUUCAAAAACUGUGUCUUUUUUCACAAGUCGUUUACGGUAGAAACCAGAAAUGGACGCCUUAAAUCCGGACUUCGCCUUUGGCUAAGUCUAUAGUCACCAGACAGCACAAGCGGGCGUGUGAGCCUGUGCCUGACUCCCUCCCGCUCUCCAACAGCUUUUCUCGGCCACACUGACUUAGUCGUCCCCGUGUUUGCUGCUGCGCCUGGUGGUUGUGGUGGCAGCGGCCACCAUCAAUGGCGGACCCGACGGAAGCCGCCCGGGCCACCGUGGAGGACGACGAAAAUGAGCCUGUGAACGACGCCGAACUGGCGCUGAAAGGAAUCAAUAUGCUUCUCAACAAUGGAUUCAAGGAGAGCGACAAGCUGUUCAGAGCGUACAGGAACCACAGUCCACUCAUGAGCUUCGGGGCCAGUUUUGUCAGUUUUCUGAAUGCCAUGAUGACUUUUGAAGAGGAGAAGAUGCACCUGGCCUCCGAGGACCUCAAAGCCACAGAGAGGCUGUGCGAGAAUGAAAACGCCGGCGUCAUCGAAACCCUCAAAAGCAAAAUCAAGCGCACGGCGGACUCUCGGAGGUCGGGGGCGGUCGCUCUUGAACGACUCCAGAGGCAGAUCAUCAUCGCUGACUGCCAGGUUUACCUGGCAGUGUUGGCUUUCACAAAGCAGGAGCUGUCAGCAUACAUCAAAGCAGGUUGGAUCCUCCGUAAGGCCUGGAAAGUUUACAACAAAUGCUACGGUGACAUCACACAGCUGCAGGAGUGCGGCAGGAGGAGGGCUUCCCAGCAGCAAGCACCUCCUUCCCCAUCACCGGCAUCACAAUCCUCCCCGGGGCCAAGUCCUUCCCACAGGUACGACAGCAUCAGCACCGAAGCCCUGGACCGGCUCAAAGGCUCGGUGAGCUUCGGCUAUGGCCUCUUUCACCUGUGCAUCUCCAUGGUCCCGCCACACCUCCUCAAGAUUGUCAACCUGCUGGGCUUCCCUGGCGAUCGCCUCCAAGGACUGUCAGCGCUUUCCUACGCCAGCCAGAGUACGGACAUGAAGGCCCCCUUAGCUACCCUGGCCCUCUUGUGGUACCACACGGUAGUGCAGCCUUUCUUCGCCCUGGACGGCAGCGACACACACUUGGGCCUCGUGGAGGCCAAAGCCAUUCUUCAGCAGAAAGAGACUACCUACCCCAACUCAUCGCUCUUCAUGUUUUUCAAAGGCAGAGUCCAGCGUCUAGAGAGCCAGAUCGGCAGCGCCUUGACAUCCUUCAGCAACGCCUUGGAGUUGGCUUCAGAGCAGCGUGAGAUCCAGCAUGUGUGUUUGUAUGAAAUAGGUUGGUGUAACAUGAUCCAGCUCAACUACUCUGAGGCUUUCAGGGCCUUUGAACGACUGAAGAAUGAGUCCCGCUGGUCCCAGUGCUACUACGCCUAUUUGACCGCAGUGUGCCAGGGAGCCAUGGGUGACCUGCAGGGAGCGCUAACUGUCUUUAAGGAUGUUCAAAUCCUUUUCAAACGCAAGAAUAACCAAAUAGAGCUCUUCUCCAUGAAGAAGGCUGAGAAGUUGAGGAUCUCCAGUCUGUCCAAAGAACUUUGUAUCCUGUCAGUCAUUGAGAUUCUCUAUCUAUGGAAAGCUCUCUCCAACUGCUCCACCAGCAAGCUACAUGCCAUGAUGCAAGUCCUUCGGGCUAUUGAUGACGCCUCAUGUGCGGGGCUGAAAAACCUGCUUCUGGGUGCCGUGAGCAAAUGCCUCCAUAACACUCAAGAUGCCAUUCAGUAUUUCCAUGUGGCUUCACGCGAUGAGGUGGGCCUGCUGAGCAACUCGUACGUGCAGCCGUACUCCUGCUACGAGCUGGCCUGUGUGCUCCUCGCCGAUCCUGAGUCUGCAGCUAAAGGCCAUACAUUGAUGCUUCAGGCAAAGGAGGACUAUGCAGGCUAUGACUUUGAGAACAGGCUUCAUGUUCGCAUCCACUCCGCUCUUGCCUCCAUGAGAGCUGCAGCUCAGCCCAGACACAAUCAGCAAUAAUGGGGGUAGAUAGACCCCCCCAAAAUGUUACAUUUUAAAGUCUGUUGGUUUUCUGAGCCAAAAGGGAGCACAUCUCUGUGGUUGCCUUUGCUAAUCUGCAGGUAGGAGUAUUACACUGCACAUUUUUAAACGUGACUCCCCCCCCAAAAUGUUUUGCACGUAUUUCUUAUGUACUGUAUAUGUGCCAACCUUUGAUGGUUCACACAGGCACAGGGGUACGUUUUUGAUGUAAACUAAUUCCUCUUUAUGUUCUAUGUUGAAAAUAUUGAAUUUGGUUUUAUUAGACACCGGUGAAAUAAAUCAGUUUGAAAUUC
This is a messenger RNA of Doryrhamphus excisus (bluestripe pipefish), 2430 nucleotides long. Its product is annotated as tetratricopeptide repeat protein 39C-like. Gene Ontology annotation, biological process: cilium assembly; otolith morphogenesis. NCBI's taxonomy places the organism in Eukaryota, Metazoa, Chordata, Actinopteri, Syngnathiformes, Syngnathidae. The record is from RefSeq and is a predicted model, not a curated record. Gene Ontology annotation, molecular function: protein binding.